Acanthosepion pharaonis is the source of this 657-nucleotide messenger RNA. NCBI's taxonomy places the organism in Eukaryota, Metazoa, Mollusca, Cephalopoda, Sepiida, Sepiidae. The record is from the annotation of a GenBank genome assembly.
AUGUUUUGCUUCGCAACAUCUAGGUCUGUGGCCUCUUUUACUACUACUAGAUCGACUACAGACCUACUGCUCCUUUCCAUUGAGACAUGGUCUCUCUCUUUCCCUAACGAGCCAUCCCAUCUCAUGCACGUGCCUUUGGGAAGACGCCAGUCUCUCAAAAUUUCUUUUUCGUCCCGUUUUUUCUUCCUUUUUCACGUUGUUUAUGCCAAUGAAGUUUAUCUUCUUUUUAAGUUCUUUACUUUUGAGCAUUUCACUUUUUCUUUUUUAUUUCCACGUUGUUUUUGCUUUUUCUUUUCUUUUAAAGUUAUUUACUUUUCAACAGUUCAUUUUUCUUCUUUUCUGUUUUAUUUCCACGUUGUGUUUCCUUUUUCUUUCCUUUUAAAGUUAUUUACAUUUCAACAUUUCAUUUUUCUUCUUUUUCUUCUCCACCUCUACGUUGUGUGUUUCCUUCUUACGUUUUUUUUUCCAAUUCUCAUUUUUUUCUUAUUUCCGUGGCGACAGUGUGUAAUACUUAUCGCGGCAACCAAUUGUAGCGUCUCCUCACCGCUAUCCCUUUCUCUUCCUCUCUCUCUCUCUUUCACUUUCUCACUCUCUCUCUCUCUCUCUCUCUCUCUCUCUCUCUGUCCUCUCUUUUACACAAUCGUAAAUACUACUUGA